Molecule: messenger RNA, 8140 nt
Organism: Labrus mixtus (cuckoo wrasse)
Lineage: Eukaryota; Metazoa; Chordata; Actinopteri; Labriformes; Labridae
Gene: irx5a
Product: iroquois homeobox 5a
Exons: 3
Coding region: 480-1853 (457 amino acids)
Biological process (GO): neuron differentiation; cell development; regulation of transcription by RNA polymerase II
Cellular component (GO): nucleus
Molecular function (GO): DNA-binding transcription factor activity, RNA polymerase II-specific; RNA polymerase II cis-regulatory region sequence-specific DNA binding
Source: RefSeq, a predicted model, not a curated record
GAGCGAGCAUGGAUUUGGGCAGGGCUGUGGUUACCCAGCAUAAGCUCGCCUUUUCCUUCGGUGACUACACCCCGAGAGGAGGAGCGUAUAGGCGUCAGGAUCCUCAAUUUUUCAACUUAGCAUCUUGGCAGGACAUUUUCCCAAGCAAAGCCCCCGUCCGACGGGUAAAAAAAAAACUUCUGCGCGGGCAUGAGAGCGACGGUGCAACUCACAUAAGGGAGCAAGAGAAAAACAAAACGAGACAAAACAUCCGACGGGCAGUGGCUGGCUGGCAACAACCAAAAAAAGUCAUCCGACAUCCUUCCCUCUCUUUAUUUAAUCGCUUUUACUUUUUGCCUUCAGCACUGACACUUAGAAGGGGGGACAGGCAGCGGGUCUGCACACACACACACGGCUCUAUGAGCUCCGGCAGCAGCGCAUGAGAAAAUAAAGGUGGGAAAGUGCGCAAGUUAAGUGGCUCACACUCUCCGGGCUUCAGCAUGGCGUAUCCUCAGGGCUACUUGUACCAGCCGUCCGCUUCUCUAGCCCUGUAUUCAUGCCCUGCGUACAGCACCAGCGUCAUAUCGGGACCCAGAACCGAGGAACUUGGGAGAUCCUCUUCAGGAUCUGCUUUUGCGCCCUAUGCUGGAUCUACUGCGUUCACCAGCGCCUCGCCAGGGUACAACUCCCACUUACCGUACAGUGCGGACGCGGCGGCAGCGGCCACAUUCACCUCGUACGUGGUGAGUAAACUCAAGGGCUCUCCCUAUGACCACACUACGGGGAUGGCUGGCUCGAUAGGAUACCACCCUUACGCAGCACCCUUGGGCACCUACCCUUAUGGUGACCCAGCUUACCGUAAAAACGCAACAAGGGACGCCACAGCCACCCUGAAGGCCUGGCUCAACGAGCACCGCAAAAACCCCUACCCCACCAAGGGCGAGAAGAUCAUGCUGGCCAUCAUCACCAAAAUGACCCUCACCCAGGUGUCCACUUGGUUCGCCAACGCCAGGAGGAGGCUAAAGAAGGAGAACAAGAUGACCUGGACUCCCCGGAACAGGAGCGAGGACGAGGAGGAGGACGAGAAUAUUGAUUUGGAGAAAAAUGACGACGACGAGCCAAACAAACCCACAGACAAGGGAGACUCAACAGACACAGAAUCAGAUCAUAAACUGCUGAACCCAGGGGACAUAGGCUGUGACAGAUUUAAAGAGGAGAACCAUGGCAAAGACACAGAUCCCCUUCUGAGCGACUCGGAGUUAAAAGACCAGGAGGAGCGGACUACAGACUUGCUGCCGGAUUCCGCAAAACCAACCACGUCGUCUCCCUCGGCGAUGCCUCGAGGGAACCAGAUCGUUGCGCAACAAGACAAGCCGUCAGAUUUGAGCCUGGCAACGGGUACGGUGACCAGCAACGUGACCUCUGUUAUCCACUCGCCCCCCUCAGCCCCUAAACCUAAACUCUGGUCCCUCGCGGAGAUCGCCACGUCCUCAGACAGGUGUAAAGGCAGCGGAGACGCGCCACAGGCUCUUCCCGGUUUGGGUCAGAGCGCAGUACUGGGCAACAACGCAUCGCCUUCACGGUCCUCCCCUCAGUGCCCGCUCCCCAACAGCACCGUCCUCUCCCGGCCCCUGUACUACACCUCCCCUUUCUACCCCGGCUACACGAACUAUGGGGGCACUUUUGGACAUCUUCACAGUAACCACGGCUCGGUGACCACGGGCUCCACGGCACAUUUCAAUGGAUUAAACCAGACUGUGUUAAAUAGAGCAGAGGCUUUGGUAAGAGAGAGCCAGAAAGUCAGAGGCCAAACGCAGGUAGAUCUUUGUAAAGACUCCCCUUAUGAACUAAAGAAAGGUAUGUCAAACAUUUAAUACCUGACUAUUUUCAACUCACCGCGGACUUUUAUUUAUUUUUUUGUGGUUGCAUUAAAAAAAAAAAAAAGGAAACAUAUGAACAAUGAUGAAGCAAAAUUCUGAGAACAUUAUUUUCUGAGUAAAUGCUUAUCUUGAGAUUUUUAAUUUCUGAAUGGUUAAUCCUAAAAUGUAACGAGAAUGGUCUUAAUCGCUGCAGCCGCCUGAGUCUAUUUGUAUGAAAGACUAACAUGUAUAUUUAAUGUAGCAUUUUUGUAUUUAAAAUGGACAACACACUAUCUUUGAAGUAAAUUAUGGAAAAAAAUGUACACACUCGUGCAAAGAUUAUUUUUGGGAGAGCAUGUUGGCAUUGCCUGUCAUGAUGUGUCUCAUUGGCUCCAAGGCCAAUUCAUCCAUACGAAAUAUGAAUUUAACUUUUCACCGUGACAGAUGCUUCAGUGGGAAUCAUCUUCUAAAAAUAAGAGUGAAGAGAGAUCUCUGGGAAAAAAAACAAGAACAGGCCUACAUCCAGCAGGGGGAUAGUUUUAUAUCGAAAGAAUACAAUGUUUUAGUUUUUGUUGGUGCAAAUAUUCCUAGGUUUUAAUUGUAAAAUGUAAAAUAUUGGAUACAUUGGUCAAAUUAUUUAUACAUUGGUUUAACAUGGGUUUAUUUGUUUCCCUCUAUUCAACAGAGGCCUUCCUCUUUUUUUAUUUUUUUACUUUAACGUGAGCAGGUUUGCAGAAGUGGAUACUGAUAUAAUAACAACACUGAGUCGCAGUCGUUUAACCCAAUUACCUUUCUUGUUUUAUGCAGAGCAAUCAGGUGGUGAACUCUGGUAAUGAGCUCGAUUUUAUGCCAAAUUUAGAACUCAUUACUAUUUUCCAAAGGCGUGGAAAAGCUGUUAAAAGGGACGCGACCAUGCAUUUUGAACAUACUGCCCUAUUAUAUACUAUUAAUGUAGAGUCUCUUUAAUGGCGCGUUAGAUGUGGAACAGUGGUGUUUGGAAAGCACCCCCCCCCCCCCCCCCCCUCUCCGUUCACACAGCAGAGAUAGUCAGAGAGAUAUCAGUGCAGUGUGUAGUCGGUGUAGCCAUGCAGCCUCUCUCUGUCCUCUUACUCUUCCAACUUCUGCAGGUAGGUGUCACACUUGCUCCUAAUUUCAGGGGGGGACUCUUUGUUAAUCCGUCAUGGAAACCCAUCCCUGAUCAAAUGGCCUAGUUAAAGAGAAGUGGAGCCAAUGGGGCACAUACAAUGAUCACAGUUAUUAUGAGGAUUAUAACAACUUUUACAAGUGGAUAAAAAAAAAAGGUACGAACUAGAGUCAGGACCGUCAUUCAGAGAAAAAAAAAACCUUAUGCAUACAAAAAACCAUACCGGUGUUUUUUGUUUCAUUAUUAUUUGAUAUAUAUUUUUUUUAAUUAUUUUUUCAUUUAUUGUUUUAUACGUUUUAGCUUGGAAGGAUAUUGCAUUUAAAAAAGGGGAAAUAUAUAGAAAAAUAUUGCAUUUAUUUCAAGACAUUUUAGUCUCAUCUGAACAGCCAAAGGCCACUGAGCCUUUUAGCACAGGCCUGCUUUUAUUUUUAUUUCUUUAUUUAAUGACAUAUUUUAUUAAAUGAAAUCUUAAUUAUUAUUCGUUUCGGCAGUGGGAUUAGCAGUGCAUUUUUUAAUGGUAGUGAAUUAUAACGUUUGCUUUAACUGUAAUGAUUAUUAUUAAUACUUCUAUUAUUACGAUGAUUAUUAUUAUUAAUAAUGUUGUUAUUGUUGACCUCCACUGAAGUGGGACAGCAUGCUCUUGUUUAUGGCUGCAAUUAAUCUCCAUAGUUUACUUUCCCCUUCUCCAGAUUGAGAUCUCCCCUGAGGAUUCUAUAAUUCCCUCAGCCUUAAUGUCCUCUAUUCGGGCCCUCUAUUUUAAUCUGACAGAGUGUGCUGGAGCAGUGAUUGCGACACAUCAGCCGGCUAAAUAGCAUAAUUAUGUUUUUUCUUUGCUGGUCCCCGGGGGGUUGGAGUGCUCGAUGCGAUGUCCCCUCAGAGAGUGUUAGAGUUUUAUUAGAAAAAUGCGUUGUUUUUUCUUCGAAUUGAUUGAAGAAGGAAUGUUUCACAGGGACGAUAUACGGACUAUUUCUACGCUGUAAAUCGUCUGUGUGAGUAUGGGUAAAUACUGUGACGUUUAUAUGGCAAGUAGGUUCUUCAGGCUCGUGUGCGUGCGUGCGCGCGUGUUUGUGAGUGUAUGUGUGUGUUUGUGUAUAAUGGAGGGAUGUGGGGUAACAAUGUUGCAAGCCAAACGCAGAGCUGGUUGAUACUUUUAUGUUAUGAUAUUACCUUCCUAGAUUUAGAAUUAUACGGGAAAAGUUGGGAAGGUGAUCAUAACCGCCAUGCUCAAUCAAAACAGGAAGCAGGCGUGAUUAAAGAUGUCUGACUUCUUCCUCACUAUUGAAAUAACUUGAAAUGGGCUAUUCGAAGUGAGUGUGUGGGUGUGUGUGUGGGGGGGGGGGGUACUUUUUUUUAAUUACUCAAAGAUAUUUAUAAUUUUGUGGGAGAAGAAAAUACAAAAUAUCAUUCGAUAUUAAGAUAUUUUGCAUUAAUUAAUUUGCACUGUAGUAUAUUUAUUAUUAUUUAUUCUUCGUUAUUAUUAUUAUUAUAAGCCUACUAGCCUAUUAUUAUAAUAAAACAAAGGGGUUCGAUUUUUAUAUAUCGAGGGAGAACCACUCUUUUGUCAUCGUAUUUCAGCUCUCUUCACUAUUAAGCUGCGUUUGAGGAAAAAAAAACCCUCUCACUAAUUAAAAAGUAUAUAUUUAACGCUUUAUUAGCCUACUUGUUCUAUUCCAGCUCGUGAUAACAGACAGUCAAUUACAGCCCAGAUUUCUGCAGGAAGCGGAGCGAGAGAACGUGCAGCUCUUCAUCAGAGACGUGCUGUGUAGCCUACAGGAGAGAUGCUCUGCAACUUUAUACAACUCGGUCCCUGGCUUCCCCUCCUGCUUGAAUGGCGUGUCGGUUCAUUGUUGGGAUUGCUACAAUAUGAGAAUACUAAGUAGGGGUGAAACCGUUCCCACGUGUGAAAAUGGGGGGAAAAUAAUCCGACAGGAGAAGAAGCAGAGGAGGAAAAAAAAAGAGGACAACGUCAGUAUCCUUCUCUUUCACGAUGUUGUCUUUGAGUUUUAAAGACGCAGAUACCGGCUUUUUGUUAGGGGGGGGGAACGCUUAUUAUUAUUAUUGUCAUUAAAGUUAUUAUUUAUAUUAAACUGUUUGUUUUUUCAAAGCUGGAAAAAAUGGCCAUAGCUUCACAUCGAGUCUGAGGGCCGCAACUGGUUAGUCCUUGUAACUUGAUAAACUAUAUACAACAUUUAAAACAUCAAAUAUAACACAUUACCUACACCUGGAACCUGAAAAAAAUAAAAUGCAUCCUGUUAUCGAAUGAAUACAUUGACGCCUUUAUGGAUUUGUGUAUGGAUCCGAGGCCUAGUGUAAGAGAAAGGCAAAAAAACUACCAGAUAAACGUUUGUCAUCAAAAAUAGACUGCACCUUUUUUUUUUUUUGCUUUUAUGUUUGCAUAUUUACUCUAAAAGUAGACACGCCAUUAACGUGUGUGUACUUCAGUGUAUUGGUGCCAUGAGAGAGACUUAAAAUAGUGCUAAUAUAAGACUAAUGAAUAACAAGAGUAAACCGUGGUUUCCUGUUUGUUUUCUGCACUUUUGGGAACGGUGACAUGAAACGAAGGGGAAGUUGAGUCUGGCUGCUGUGGCCUCGUAUACAUCUCUUUAUUACUGGAAUAAUAUGUGGAGUGGAGUGUGUGCAGGUUUAACAGAAAACAUCAAUAUAUAGGAGAGGUGUUAUUGUGUUGUCUAGUAUGUCCAAAUAUAAAAGAACGACACUUUUAGUUCAACUUAUAAUCAGCUUUUUUUUUCUUUCUUUUUUUUUAAAAUAGAGGUUACGCACCUUAAAUGGGCUGCCAACUAAUCGGACCUGCUGUAACUCCAAUCCUCAGAUUUCAGUAUUGGCAGGAGAUUUGCUGCAGGGGCAGACUCCAGAAGAAUCUUGGGAGCAAACAGAUUAGACACCUGCCACCGGACAGCUCUGUGGACGCCUCUGACUGCUACUGUAUGUCAGAUCUCAGGCUGAAACCAGAACCUGUUGAUGAACACACUACCAAUAUCACUGCACGAUUACUGUGCGUAUUACGGUGCUUAGUGUAAACACAGCGCCCCGAUAAAACGUCCCCUCUACACGACGUCGGGCUCGAAUUCAGCUCAAAUGUGUAAAAAGACACCUCGCUGCACUUGACCUGCACAGCUUAUUCACAGAGGCUAUCAUGGACUACAUGAUGGUGCCAAAUGUGAUAUAAAAGAUGGUUGGAAUAAAAGGAGGGUGACUAUAGCAGAAAAGGGAGUCGUGAGAUAUUCGCUUCUUGUGGAUUUUUUUUAUUUUUUCUCUUUCAAAACAUCCUUCAACUUAACUUUUUUUUUUUACAGGAAAUAGUAUGGCAUGCAUAUAUUUAUUUGAGGGGUGUUAAUAAAAGCACACCUUUAUUUUUUUUUGCUCUGAUUUAUGCAGUUCAUGCAUACCUGCCAUACAAAUAAGACAAUUUAGUUCCAUCAUUUUUGAAUUAUAAGGAAUUAUAAGUAAUAAUCUUUAGUGAGGCUGAGAGCACAGUGGACUAGUGGAUUAGACUGCACAUAGUGGAGACUGUACACAGGUACUGAGUUAGGGCAGUGCAUCUUAUAAAUCACAUUUAGUUUAAUGUUGUAUCAAACAAUUGAGGCUCUGACAAGUGUGAACAUACACACACCUUUGGAAUCCUGAAAAUUCAUGUCAAGGUAACCUGAGUCUCAAGCGUUUGGCACCUCCAACAUUCAUGUUAAGUAGAGUUAUAAAACGCUCUUGAACCCAGCAUAAAGCGGCCCAGAUAAGGUGGCAGAGAGUGAUUUACCACUGUUUUUUUGCACUUCACACACUGUUUUUCUAUUUCUCCGUGCAGUUCCUCUGGGACAGAUUACACGUGUAAUUUUCAGCUGUGAGAUGGUUUAAGUGUGCCCCGCGCAACCCCCCCUACAUAAAUAAAACAUUUCUAUGAAAAGAAGGAAAAAAAGGGGGAGAAAAACAUUAACUAGAGUGAUGAACUAUGAAGUCCUAGGAGGCCAGAGGUUGAGAGAAGUAAGGGAUUCAGUUACAGUGGCUAAACAUAAUACGACUGUGCAGGUAUGUUUGGAUUAUGAUAAUGUGUUUAUUAGACAAAAUAGAAAUACAAAAAUAGAUAUUCUAUCAUAAAUAUUCAAAUAUAUUUAUAUUUCACAUGGUUAGAAUUUAAUAACUUUAUUCAAAAAUCUCAAAAAAGUGGAAUUAUUUGAAUAUAUAAAUGGCAUAACACAAAUGCACACAUGCCCUAUCUGCAAGCAGCAGACUGGUUGAAAGGGGGCUGCUCAUUGACCAAUCUGCUCUGACAGCAGCGUGGCGUGAGCUUCUGACCCUGUGACUGCAAAGGGUCUGUGUUCAGUGGCCAUGUAAGGGCUCACUGGCGCCCACACUGGGGGUUUCUGCCCUGCCCUGAAGGAGGUGACGUGCACACACACACACACACACACACACACACACACACACACACACACACACAAAUAGACACACGCAGAUGUCAACACACACAUGUGCAGGAGGGCCUCUACACUUGGCCAAACCCCGCAGGUAUGCACAGCCACAGAGCAGUAAGUGUGUGCAUCCAGUGAGGAGAUGGAGACACCGCCAGGUUCUUCUUCCUGUGACUCUGUACAGGUCUUGUCUGCGUCCCGGCCAGGCUCCUCCUCUUUACUAGUCACAAGGUGAGCACACGCACGACUGAAACACUGACUAUCGCCUGUGUUUUCGCCACACCACUUCACUUUUCCCGUACAUUGCAGCGUCCUACUUUGCAGAUUCCAUCACAUAUAAUGUAAUAUAACGCAACAUAAGAGGCAUGUUGUAUUGAUCUCUUCUUACUGGGCUACACCAGGGUCAGUAUCUCUCUAGAUGUAACUGUCUUAAACGGUAAUGAUAUAGUAGUGUGUGGUUUAAGUGAAACAUUAAACAGGGCACAUGAUAAGGCCUACUAAUAUUACAAUAUUAAUGGUUGUGAUGAAGAUUGAUGAACUGUUUUCUUUCAGUGACUUCAGAAGGUCCAAGAGGAGGGGGGAGGGGCACCGAGCUGCCGGACUGUUUAUUUACAUUUGCCCUUUUUAAAUGAUCCCUUUCUUCACAACAUCUGCUCCACAUUACCACACAGAUAUCUGUCCUAAUGACCGCUAUAAUGCCUGCUCUAACACACACACACACGCACACGCACACA